AUGGAGUCAUUAGUCGAGAUCGGGUCUGCCGCCGGCUUCGAGCCUCUCCUUUUCCAUCAUAUGCUCCAAGCACUCGAUUGCCUUGCAUUCCACGGCCUCAUUCAUCGAGACGUGAAGCCGGAGAAUAUCCUCUACGUAACGGGUUCGGAUGGCCAGUAUUUAUUCCAGCUCGGAGAUUUUGGUCUUUGCAACCGUAAAGUCGUUGCCGAAUCUGCUGUCGGAACUUUACUUUACAUGGCCCCUGAGAUAUUCUAUGAAACGGAGCAAACCCAUAAAGUAGACGUUUGGUCGCUCUUUGUCACGAUGUUGUGGACACUUGAUACAGGAUUUCGUCAGAUUUGCGGAAGUUUCAAUGGCGUAGGUGAGAUUCAUCAGGCUAUCUCGCUUGCGGCCUCGCAGUUACCCACUGUUGCACGAAUCAAAGAAAUGGCGAUCGUUGAUGCGGAAAAUCGUGCUUCAGCGGCGCAAAUGCUUCUCAAACACUUCAAUGGGAAAGGGCUCAGUACUCCUCAGAAUCAGGUCCCAGCUUUGCGGACCACUCCCGCAGGCCCGGCAACCCCCGUCUCUAGAACAGGACAGCCAAAAGGUCCACAGAAUCAUGCGAGUCCACCCACAGCUGCAGGUCAAUACGGAGUCGGUCAAGCUCUUCAAGAUCCUUCGCAAAGACUAGCAUUAGAUCCAAUGACCGAUGUGCGCCUGGGACAAGCAUUCAGUCCCCCAUUUGCAGAGAAUCCUCAAAUUCCUGGCAACGCCCCAUUUGGCAACGCCGACCUUAGGCCGAGGAAGAGCAGAGAAAGGGCCCACUUUUCCUGA
Messenger RNA from Histoplasma mississippiense, 813 nucleotides. RefSeq lists its product with no specific name. The record is from RefSeq and is a predicted model, not a curated record. Gene Ontology annotation, molecular function: protein kinase activity; ATP binding. Gene Ontology annotation, biological process: protein phosphorylation. NCBI's taxonomy places the organism in Eukaryota, Fungi, Ascomycota, Eurotiomycetes, Onygenales, Ajellomycetaceae. The transcript has a single exon. The coding region runs from base 1 to 813 and encodes 270 amino acids.